Anopheles nili is the source of this 548-nucleotide messenger RNA. RefSeq names its product enhancer of rudimentary homolog. The transcript has 3 exons. Lineage: Eukaryota; Metazoa; Arthropoda; Insecta; Diptera; Culicidae. The record is from RefSeq and is a predicted model, not a curated record. Bases 190 to 501 code for a protein of 103 amino acids.
CGCUAAAGAAAAAAGAACAUCUUUGGACCGGUGCAGUAAAUAGCUAACAGUUUGUAAACCAUAGAAAAUUUACUCUACAAUCAAGUUACAAGUUCAACUCCUCAUCAAUCACAACAUUUCUUAUAGUUAAGUAUUACAGCUUUUUGUAAGUUCUAUCCGCAUUUGAGCCUUUGUCCUACACUUGUCGAAAUGUCGCACACCAUUUUGUUGGUGCAACCGGGACAGCACCCAGAAACGCGCACCUACAGCGACUACGAAAGCGUUAACGAAUGCAUGGAAGGAGUGUGCAAGAUUUACGAGGAACAACUGAAGCGACGCAAUCCAAACACUCCGACCAUAACCUACGACAUCAGCCAACUUUUCGAUUUCGUCGACCAGCUCAUCGACCUUAGCUGUCUCGUGUAUCAAAAAUCGACAAACACCUACGCACCAUAUAAUAAGGAAUGGAUUAAGGAGAAAAUCUACGUUCUUUUGCGCCAGGCUGCGGGUACUACCGCGUAAUGGUGGAUCUUGUAACAAUAACAGUUAAAUUUCAUUCGUCUUAGAGU